GUGAUGGCAUUGUGACCAGAGACAUGUACUGGGACCUGAACGCAUCCUUCUACAUCUCCGGGGCUCCCUACGCGGACGUGAAAAAAGCUGUGGAACGCGCUAAGUCGUCCACGAAGAGAAAAGACAGGAGCGAUGAUCAUAUUCGCAAGCUUGUACUUCCCCCGUGGGCAGCUCACGAUGAGCCAGUUCAUCCUGACAUAGCAGCGCAAGCUACAGGACCCGAGGAGAAGUGGGACAGCAAGGAAAUCCAGCAUGCCGGCGCAUGGGGUGGCAGCUGCCUGGGCUACGAAAGGAUUAUGGAAAGACGUGACGCACUGCGCAACAAGUUCUUUAAGGCCUGGGAGAAAGCUGGCCUGGAUGUCCUCCUGUGUCCAGUUUAUCCAACUCCUGCUCCGCACGUUGAGGAG
Symbiodinium pilosum is the source of this 407-nucleotide messenger RNA. NCBI's taxonomy places the organism in Eukaryota, Dinophyceae, Suessiales, Symbiodiniaceae. The record is from the annotation of a GenBank genome assembly.